Messenger RNA from Trichomonas vaginalis G3, 987 nucleotides. Its product is annotated as proteasome regulatory particle assembly. NCBI's taxonomy places the organism in Eukaryota, Parabasalia, Trichomonadida, Trichomonadidae. The coding region runs from base 1 to 987 and encodes 328 amino acids. The transcript has a single exon. Gene Ontology annotation, biological process: regulation of transcription by RNA polymerase II. The record is from RefSeq and is a predicted model, not a curated record. Gene Ontology annotation, molecular function: transcription factor binding.
AUGACAGAAAGUUUUCUGAACGAAAUAAUGAAUCACACUGUUACGAAGAAGUACUCAAAGCAGGAUAUAAUGCACAUUUUGGAUAACUCCGUUCUAAAUUUCGAUCAAGCAACUUUAUUGAUUUACGAAGUAUCCGAAACAUUUAGUCAAGCAGAUAUUUUCAAUUUGUUGAAGCAUAUUUCUAUUAAUUUCAACAGCAAGUUCGAAGCAUUACAAAGUUUUCUAGUUUUAUUAAGCAUUAAACUAGAAAUUCCGUUCUUUAAAGACUUAUCAACAUAUUUGCAAGAUAACAUGAAUGCAAAAUCCCAAGUCGCUUCUGCAAUUCAAGAAAAAAUUAAUCUCCUUACAAAUCAAAACAACGCUAUCUUAUCACAAAUUUCAGUACAACUUAACUCUCUUAAGAAUGCAACAGUAUCUGCUGAACCAAAAGAACAAAAACCACAACCUACCAAGAUUUCAAAUGAAAAUAUCAAACAACUCAUGCAAUAUGAGAAGGAUAAAUCUCAUUACGCUUAUAUAUACAAAAUUUUAGAGAAGAGUGCCAGCGAAAAUGAUAAAGAAGCUCUGAAAUUUUCUAUUGAUUCGAAAUACGCUGAAAUCACCGAUGAUUUCCUGGAUAACAUGCUUCUGAAGGCAGCAGACCUAAAUAACUUACAAUUAGCGAGAUAUCUCGUUGAACUUGGAAUGGAUCCAAACGUUACAAACAGAGGAUCAUUAACACCUCUUCACUACUUCUGUAGAAAUGGAAAUCUAGAAGCGGCAAAGUUUUUCUGUAGUCUCAAAGGAAUAAACGUAAAUGCAAAACAUUAUCAAGGGUGGACUCCUUUGCACUACGCUUGCUUUGAAUCAAAUAUCCCACUGGUUGAGUUCCUUGUCACUGUUGAUGGUUUAAGAAUCAAUGAAACAGAUAAUUACGGAAAUACUCCAUACCAAAGUCCAACAUCCCCUAAAGUAAAAGAAAUCCUUUCUUCAAAGGGAGGAAAAUAA